UGUCUCAUUGUCGAUCGUUUUCGAACUAAGCCACACUAUUAUCGCUGCACCUGCCAGUUUGAUCACCCUUCCACGUCAAGAACCUUCACAACUCCAAAAGAAACACACUCAAGCAUCACAAUGGCCGCUACAUCCGAGGGCAUCACCCUCAGUCUGCCUUCCAAAUACAGCUCCUCUCCGCCGGCUGCGACCUCCGCACCGACACUGGAAUGGCUCGCCACGACGUGGACCGUCACGCACUCAACCCUCUCCAUGUGGCGCUCCGCGCGCAACGUCCGCAUCACGUACAACCGGCUCCCGGCGAACAACAACGGCGUCGCGCGGCUUGACGACCUCGUCGAGUACGAGCCCUCCAACAAAGAAGGCGUGCUCAAGUCGGUGGCGGGAAUCGACACGCAAGUGCCCGGCGGCAGCGCGUGCAGCUGGAACUGGCGCGGCAAGGGCAUGCUGCUGAUGAUCACGAGCCACUGGGAGGUUCUGGGCUGGGGCGAGGCGACGACGGCCGAGGGCGUGAAGGAGCGGUGGGCGGUGACGUGGUUUGCGCCGACGCUAUUCACAUCCGAGGGCCUAGACGUGUACUGCGAUCGCGAGGAGGGUUUGAGUGCCGAGACCUACACCGCCGUGCUGAAGGCGCUGGGGGCGUUGGGCGCGGCGUCGUUGGUGGCGAUGGUGGAAAAGGAUAUGAAGCCCGUUGAAAUUCGCCUUCCGCGGGUCGCGGCUUGAUUCAUGGCUGCGUACGGACAGGCUAAGAUGAUGGGAUGAUAGGUGUGUCAAGUUGGGAUGUCAUGUUUCAUGCGCCGGCCGAGGAGCUUGGCCUAGGUACACACCAGGGCAGCACUUUACUUGUUUCGAUUCCAUG
Molecule: messenger RNA, 859 nt
Organism: Ilyonectria robusta
Lineage: Eukaryota; Fungi; Ascomycota; Sordariomycetes; Hypocreales; Nectriaceae
Exons: 1
Coding region: 121-723 (200 amino acids)
Source: RefSeq, a predicted model, not a curated record